AACCGGUUGGGAACGUGUAUUGCUUAUGCAAUACUCUCAGAAUGCUUGUUGAAUCAGCUUUUGUCAGUAAAAUCUGGAUGCAGUGAUUCAGAACGAAUGUAUUUGAAUACAUAUCAAGAUAUUAUCUAUAGUAAUGUACAAAAAAUGAUUGGAUGCACACCUCCUCUGUAUUGUUAUUUUUCUUCCUGCUUGAUUUUCCCCUGUCGUUUUCCUCUAUCGAACCUUGACAUACACCAGUAUCUCUUUUCGAGAUGACAACCUUGAAGUUAUAUCUGUGGUUUUUGAUAUUUAUUUGGAAAGUUCCACAGAAAGGGGAAACUGUAUCAUGCAACUUCGAGUCAGGUGAUGCAUGUGGUUGGAAAAAUGAGAACUUUACGAUGUCAAAGUUUAAAAGCAAUUUAGAACUGUCUGGUCCAGAAAAGGCUUUUGAAGGAGAGUUCUAUGCCUUUUUCUAUGAGGAAAAAAAUGAAGAAAGUGGCGCAAUCUUAGAAUUUACAGUCCAAGAGAGCAACGACAACUGUUUGUUUCUGGCCUAUCAUAUGUGGGGAAGUCAGAUGGGGUCCCUCGAGAUAGAAGUUUAUAAGACAACAGCGAAUUCGUGGGAAACUGUGAAAAAAUUUAAUGGCAGUUUAGGGAACAUGUGGCACUGUAAUGGGAUCGAACUACCUUCCAUUCCUAACACUGACACAAAACUGAAGGUUAGAAUUCACGCUUUACGGGGCAUAGGGAUUUACAGCAUCAUUGGAAUUGACGACAUACGUGUCUUUGAAGCCGGAUCAACCUGCGUAACAAACAACUGUAGUCAUCCGCCACAGACUACAAGAAGUCUGACAGUGACUCAUACUUCACCAACGUUCUCGGGAUCACCGAGGGCCACCACAACAGAGACAAUUCAGACGUCAGAUUUUUUCAAAGAAAACCUUCCACUGAUUGCCGGGAUACCAGGGGGUCUGGUGACCUUCUUUGUCAUUAUAGGAGUUAUUUAUCUCCUCUUUCAAAAAAACAAAAAGGAUAAAAAAGAUAAAGCCCAUCAUGAUGAUUUUUUCCAUGGUCAACCACCACUUGGUUUCCGGGCCGAUCGAUACCGUUCAUUUCCCCAUAACCACCAUCUCCACGAAGAGGAGGUUUACGACGAAAUAAAGGACGAAAAUCGUACGUCUAAAGUCAGCAACCUUAACUACAGGAACGGGCCACAGAAUAAUGGUAAUAUUGGAAGUUAUUCCAAAGAUGAGUAUCUUACCCCUUCCUUUGCUGGUGAAAAUGGACAAGAUUCAUACCUUACCCCGGUGUCCCUUCACGACAAAGAUUCAAGCGAUUACACUGUAUUACCAGCUGUCACACUACCCAUUGAUCAAAUCACUGCAAAGUAUAACCCGGGAGGCGGGGAUACAAUGAAUCAGGAGAACGGCGAGUACGUAGAACCCAAGGACCUCAACAUGCCUAAAACACGUGGCAAAAAGAUCUCCAUCAGUGAUCAGGGUGAAGUUGUUUAUACUGACGUCAGCCAACAUAGUAGAUAUGCAAAUGAGAAUAUGGUUAACAGACCUUACACGUCAUUAUCUACAAUUAGGUCUAAACGCUGAUCAGGUAAAACGUAUAAUAUACGUCACUAUUUGCUUAGGGAAGUUUUCGGUCGGUUAGAAUAUCGUCAUUUAGAAACACUUCAUUGUAUAUCAUUAAAAACCAAGUCUGUAUGUAUUUUAUUAAAAAUUAAGCAAAAUUGGUUAAGAAAAAAAAAUCCUUUAACAUUUACCACCUGAUAUUAUACCUUUGACAUUUAAUAUUUGAUAUAUAUAUGUUGAAAUUUGAUACCUUUAUUGUCUCUGCAAGAAUAAUUGUAAUAAAUACUUUUUUAUGCUUUACUACACUUUUAUUUGAAUGUUUUGUCGUUUUGAUUAGAAACAGAUUGGUUAAAUGCUCCGUCAACUACAGUAAAAUGCUCUGUACUUGUUUUGCUAAUUCUUCUACAUUGCAUACAUUUCCAGAGAUCAAGUAUUAUUGAUUUCUUUUUCUUUUCUUUUUACAGAUAUAUUGUGUUUUAUUUUAACCAUAAUAUGUUGGUUUUAGGUCACUGUAUGUAUGAGUUUAAAUACUAGUAAUUAAAUCACUUAAUGCAAUAUUAGAUAUUAACAUAAAAAAGACUAUCGUUUG
Magallana angulata is the source of this 2151-nucleotide messenger RNA. RefSeq lists its product as uncharacterized. The transcript is spliced from 7 exons. NCBI's taxonomy places the organism in Eukaryota, Metazoa, Mollusca, Bivalvia, Ostreida, Ostreidae. The record is from RefSeq and is a predicted model, not a curated record. The coding region runs from base 252 to 1583 and encodes 443 amino acids. Gene Ontology annotation, cellular component: membrane.